Molecule: messenger RNA, 780 nt
Organism: Salvelinus sp. IW2-2015
Lineage: Eukaryota; Metazoa; Chordata; Actinopteri; Salmoniformes; Salmonidae
Source: RefSeq, a predicted model, not a curated record
AUGGCUGGUCCAGCAGACAAUCCACCUGGCUCUUUACCGACAGCCCUAGGCCCCAGCCCACCCAGACGUUGGGUCCAUGGCCUGUCCAGCAGACAGUCACCUGCUCUAUACCGACAGGCCCUAGGGCCCCGGCCCACCCAGAACGUUGGUCAAAGGCCUGGUCCAGCAGACAGUCCUCCUGGCUCUAUACCGACAGGCCCUAGGGCCCGGCCCACCCAGAACGUUGCAACAUUCCACCUGAGCUCUAUACCCGACAGCCCUAGGCCCAGCCCACCCAGAAGCGUUGUGUUCCAUGGCCGGUCCAGGCAGACAGCCACCUGGCGUAUACCGACAGGCCCUAGGGCCCGGCCCACUCAAACUUGUGUCCUUGCCUGGUCCACCGGACAGUCCACCUGGCUCUAUACCACAGGCCCUAGGCCCCAGCCCACCCAAGAACAUUGGGUCCAUGCCUGGUCCAGCAGACAUCCACCUGCUCUUUACCGACAGGCCCUAGGGCCCCAGCCCACCCAAAACAUUGGGGUCCAUGCCUGGUCCACAGACAAUCCACCUGGCUCUUUACCGACAGGCCCUAGCCCCAGCCCACCCAGAACACAGUCCACCUGGCUCUAUACCGACAGCCCUAGGCCCCGGCCCACUCAGAACGUUGGUGUCCUUGGCCCUGUCCAGCAGACAGUCCACCGGCUCUAUACCGACAGGCCUAGGCCCCAGCCCACCCAGAACAUUGGGUUCAUGGCCUGUCCAGCAGACAGUCCAUCCUGGCUCUUUACCGACAGGCCCUAG